AAGAGCGGGAUAGGAGAGAGAGAAAGAGAGGGGAUUCGUGUUUCUUUCCCGGGUCCACAAGCCAAGAAGAGCCCAGCGCGCAGGAGAGACCAGCCCUCCAUCCUCCAUCCUUUUGGCUCCUGCGAGUUAUGACCAUGACUAGCCAAAAGUGGGACCGCAAAGACGAGAAGAAGCUGCUGAAGCCCCUGAUGGAGAAGAGGCGCCGGGACAGGAUGAAUCAAAGCCUCGACCGGCUCCGGGUCUUGCUUUUCGAAGCCACCCAGGACGAGAGACUUAAAAACCCCAAAGUGGAAAAGGCAGAAAUUUUGCAAAAAACAGUUCAGUUUUUGAAGACACAGCCUUUAUCAGAGACGAAACACAAGGAAGAUGCCCUCCUGCAGAGGUACCACAGCGGCUACCGGGAGUGCCUGACCCAAGCCACCCACUUCCUCCGGGCCAGUCCGGGGAUCUGCACGGGGAAAAAGGCCUACCUGAUGGAGCACAUCUGCCACUGCAUGGAGAAGAUCACAGCCAGCCCACGGAGGGAAGUCCACCGGCCCCCACCGGCCGCCCCCACCCCCGGCUACGACCUGCAGCAGCGGUACAGCCCAGAUGUCUUCGCCGGGUGUAGCCCUCCGCUCGGUGGGACCCCCUAUGUCCUGCACCCGCCUUCCUCCACCUACCAGGCCAGCCAAGGACUGCAGGCCCGACUCGGGGGGUCGGCCCAGCAGGGCAGCUGCAGCAGGGCGCAGCAGAACAAACUCUCGGAAACGCGGAACUCCUCGCCGCAGUCCCCGCAGGCGCUGAACGUAUGGAGGCCCUGGCCUUGAAGGGUCCUCCCCCCUCUAAAACCCCCUUGUAAAUUUAUAUUAGAUUCUCUAUAUAUUGUAUAUUAUGGGUUUUAUGUUGUCGAAUGUGGUGUUGUUGAUUUUGGAUGGGGCCUCUCUUUUGUGGGGUGGUGGUAGAUUCCCGCCUCCUCGUAAAUUUAUAUUAGAUUCUCUAUAUAUUGUAUAUUAUGGGUUUUAUGUUGUCAAAUGUGGUGGUGUUUUUUUGGGAUGGGACCUCUCUUUUCUGGGGUGGUGGUCGAUUCCCUUCCUUUCCCUGUACUGAUUGACAAAGAAUGCCCUUUGACAUCUCAUAAUUAGGCCGAAUAAUAGAGUUGGAAAGGGAUCAGUCCCCUGCAAUGCAAUGAACCUGGACUAUAACUGUGGGAUCGUAUGCCUGGAGUGGCCUAAUCCAGCAACGGGGUGGUGGGGGAAAUUGGUGAGGUGUUUUCUUUUCCUUAAGAUGUUCUUGUCUGCUGAAUUUAUGUAGAGUGGAGGGCUGCUUUUCUUUUUGAAGAACCCCAAGGCAGAAUUUUUCUGGAUCCUGGCUUGAUUUUUAAAUAAAUGGUUUUCUCUCUGAUACCAAAAAAAGAAA
This is a messenger RNA of Podarcis muralis (Common wall lizard), 1398 nucleotides long. RefSeq names its product transcription factor HES-7.1-like. Gene Ontology annotation, biological process: regulation of DNA-templated transcription. NCBI's taxonomy places the organism in Eukaryota, Metazoa, Chordata, Lepidosauria, Squamata, Lacertidae. The record is from RefSeq and is a predicted model, not a curated record. Gene Ontology annotation, molecular function: DNA binding; protein dimerization activity.